Messenger RNA from Saccharomyces mikatae IFO 1815, 2454 nucleotides. It is a transcript of the gene DAP2, whose product is annotated as dipeptidyl aminopeptidase. The record is from RefSeq and is a predicted model, not a curated record. The transcript has a single exon. Gene Ontology annotation, biological process: proteolysis. The coding region runs from base 1 to 2454 and encodes 817 amino acids. Gene Ontology annotation, molecular function: dipeptidyl-peptidase activity; serine-type endopeptidase activity. Lineage: Eukaryota; Fungi; Ascomycota; Saccharomycetes; Saccharomycetales; Saccharomycetaceae.
AUGGAAGUUGGCGAGGAAGAAGUUGAACGCAUUCCCGACGAACUCUUCAGUUCGAAGAAGAAGCAGUUGUUAGACAGGCUCAUAAGGCUCGGGAUAAUCCUUGUAUUUCUUAUAUGGGGCACCAUUUUAUUGCUUAGAAGUAUACCGCACCAUUCAAGCAGGCCAGAUUAUCAGAAACCCAACUCUAAUCACACCAGUGAUGGAAAGUUAAAGGUAUCUUUUACUAAUGUUAGGAACAAUACAUUUCAACCCAAAUACCAUGACUUACAAUGGAUCGAUGACAAUAAAGCCGAGGGUGAUUUGGGUCUUUAUGUUACAUUUAUGAAUGAUAGUUAUGUUGUCAAAUCUGUUUACGAAGAUUCGUACAAUAACAUUCUAUUGAAGGGAAAUACUUUUAUCCAAAAUGGUCAAAAUUUUACUGUACAGUCAAUAACUGCAUCCCCGGACCUCAAAAAGUUACUGAUUAGAACAAACAGUGUAAAAAACUGGAGACACUCCACAUUCGGUUCUUAUUUUGUUUACGAUGAGAAAAGUUCCUCCUUUGAGUUGGUUGGGAACGAUGUGGCUUUAGCCAUAUGGUCCCCUAAUUCCAAUGAUAUUGCAUAUGUGCAAGAUAACAAUAUAUACAUCUAUUCUACCAACUCUAAAAGAACUGUACAGGCUGUGACCAACGACGGUAGCUCCUUUCUUUUCAAUGGCAAGCCAGAUUGGGUGUAUGAGGAAGAAGUAUUUGAAGACGAUAAGGCUAUGUGGUGGUCACCGACUGGCGAUUACCUAGCGUUCCUAAAGAUUGAUGAAACAGACGUUGGUGAAUUUAUUAUUCCAUAUUAUGUUCAGAAUGAUGGAGAUGUAUAUCCAGAAAUGCGUAGCAUCAAGUACCCAAAGAGUGGUACACCAAACCCUCGCGCCCAAUUGUGGGUCUACGGUAUUAAGGAUGAAACAUCGUUCCAUCCCAGAAUAAAUGAAGAUAAAAAGGAUGCAAGCUUAUUAAUUACCGAAGUAACAUGGGUAGGAGAUGACAACGUUUUAGUUAAGACUACAGAUCGUUCCUCAGACACGUUAAAUGUUUUCUUGAUAGACACAAUUGCGAAGAAAUCAGAUGUUGUGAGAAAUGAAAGUGCUCGCGGGGGAUGGUGGGAGAUUACUCAUAAUACCCUAUUCAUUCCUGCAAAUGAAACACUUGAUAGACCUCAUAAUGGCUAUGUAGAUAUUCUUCCAAUUGACGGUUACAAUCAUUUAGCUUAUUUCGAGAAAAGUGGCAACUCACACUUCAAAAAACUGACAAAGGGGGAAUGGGAAGUGGUCAAUGGUCCACUUGCUUUUGAUUCAAAAGAAAACCGUCUUUACUUUAUUUCUACACAAAAAAACUCGACCGAACGCCACAUUUACUGCAUAGAUUUGCGGUCACCGGAUGACAUUAUUGAAGUUACUGAUACUUCCAUGGAUGGUGUCUAUGAUGUGUCUUUUUCUUCCGGGAGGAGGUUUGCUUUACUCACCUAUAAAGGACCAAAAGUUCCGUAUCAGAAAAUUAUUGAUUUCCAUUCUCAUAAAACAGACAAACACAUUGAAGGUAAUGUAUUAGGGGAAUCGCUGUAUUACUUGGAGAGGAAUGAAGAAAUCACCAGAUUUUUAGAAGAUUAUUCGGUUCCCACAAAGUCAUUCAAGGAGUUAAAUCUGGGAACGGAUGAAUUGGGGAGGGAUAUAUUGGUGAAUUCGUAUGAAAUUCUUCCUAAUGAUUUUGAUGGAACACUGAAAAAUCAUUACCCAGUGUUUUUUUUUGCAUAUGGUGGACCAAAUUCUCAGCAAGUUAUCAAGACAUUUUCAGUAGGGUUCAAUGAAGUGGUAGCCUCACAAUUGAACGCGAUUGUAGUUGUUGUUGACGGUCGUGGUACUGGCUUCAAAGGUCAAAAUUUUAGAUCUCUUGUCCGCGAUAAGCUCGGCCAUUACGAGGCCUGUGACCAAAUAUCUGCGGCUUCCUUAUAUGGUUCUCUCAGUUUCGUUGAUUCAGAAAAGAUUUCCUUAUUUGGUUGGUCAUAUGGGGGUUACCUAACACUGAAAACUUUGGAAAAGGACGCCGGAAAACAUUUCAAAUACGGAAUGUCUGUUGCACCAGUAACGGACUGGAGAUUUUACGAUUCUGUUUAUACUGAAAGAUAUAUGCAUACUCCUCAAGAAAACUUUGAUGGGUACGUAGAAUCAAGCGUGCAUAAUGUAACUGCUCUUGCCCAAGCAAAUAGAUUCCUACUGAUGCAUGGAACAGGCGAUGACAAUGUUCACUUUCAAAACUCCUUGAAAUUCUUGGACCUUCUGAACUUAAAUGGUGUUGAAAAUUAUGACGUCCACGUCUUUCCUGACUCGGAUCAUAGUAUAAGAUACCACAAUGCAAAUGUAAUUGUUUUUGAUAAGCUAUUAGCUUGGGCGAAACAUGCCUUCAAUGGCGAGUUUGUGAAGUAA